GUUAAUCGAGAGUAGUACUUUCGUUGCCAAAGCGCACGACCACCUCUUCUUUUUCAUCACUUGUCCGAUUUUUGUUUCUCCCUUCAUCUCUUCCUACUAAUUUCUUCCCCGCAUCCUUUUCUCAAUCAAUUUAGCUUUAAUUUUCGUCACAAAAUUUCUGUUAUUAAUUCCUGUGUGAAAGGAAUAGAAGCAGACGGUUGGUAUGGCGGAAUCGGUGGAGUUGCCGGGUCGACUCGCAAUUCUUCCCUUCCGGAACAAAGUAUUGCUGCCUGGUGCAAUUAUUCGUAUUCGAUGCACUUCACCCAGCAGUGUGAAAUUGGUGGAACAAGAGUUAUGGCAGAGGGAAGAGAAAGGACUAAUUGGUAUUCUGCCAGUUCGUGAUGCUGCUGCGGAGUCUCAGUCUGCAGCGUCCACACUGGCUCCAGGCGGGGGAACUAAUUUAGGAGAAAGAAGCUCCAAAAAUCAAGAGGAAACAUCCGACUCCCACAAACAUGGUGGCAAAAAUCAACAGGAAGUUAUCCACUGGCAUAAUAAAGGAGUUGCUGCCCGAGCUUUACAUCUGUCAAGAGGAGUGGAGAAACCAAGUGGCAGGGUCACCUACAUUGUUGUUCUUGAAGGCUUGUGCAGAUUUAGUGUGCAGGAGCUGAGCACGAGAGGAACGUAUUACACCGCCCGCAUCAUUCCCCUUGAUAUGACGAAAGUUGAGAUGGAUCAAGUGGAACAAGACCCUGAUUUCAUAGCGUUAUCCAGACAAUUCAAGGCCACAGCGAUGGAGCUCAUCUCUGUUCUUGAGCAGAAACAAAAAACAGGAGGGAGGACUAAAGUUCUGCUGGAGACGGUUCCUGUUCACAAAUUGGCUGAUAUUUUUGUCGCUAGCUUUGAGAUUAGCUUUGAAGAGCAAAUAUCCAUGUUAGAUUCUGUUGAUGUGAAAGUGAGGCUUUCAAAAGCUACUGAAUUGGUUGAUAGGCACUUGCAGUCAAUUCGUGUAGCGGAGAAGAUUACGCAAAAGGUUGAGGGACAAUUAUCGAAGUCCCAGAAAGAGUUUCUACUCCGUCAGCAGAUGAGGGCUAUAAAGGAAGAACUUGGUGAUAACGAUGAUGAUGAGGAUGAUGUGGCUGCUCUGGAGAGGAAGAUGCAAGAUGCAGGGAUGCCAGCAAAUAUCUGGAAACACGCUCAGAGAGAAUUAAGGAGACUUAAAAAAAUGCAGCCUCAGCAACCUGGAUAUAAUAGUUCUCGUGUGUACCUGGAACUUCUUGCUGACCUUCCAUGGCAAAAGGCCAGUGAAGAACGGGAAUUGGAUUUAAAGGCUGCAAAGGAGCGACUUGACAUUGACCACUAUGGUCUAGUAAAGGUCAAGCAGAGGAUAAUUGAAUAUUUGGCCGUUCGCAAGCUGAAACCAGAUGCAAGAGGACCAGUAUUGUGUUUUGUUGGUCCACCUGGUGUUGGAAAGACUUCUUUAGCUUCGUCAAUUGCCACUGCUUUGGGCAGAAAAUUUAUCCGCAUAUCCCUAGGUGGUGUUAAAGAUGAGGCUGACAUUAGAGGCCAUAGGCGUACAUAUAUUGGUAGCAUGCCUGGGCGCCUUAUUGAUGGACUGAAGAGAGUAGGUGUUUGCAAUCCAGUUAUGCUGCUGGACGAGAUUGACAAAACAGGUUCUGAUGUUCGGGGUGAUCCAGCUUCGGCGCUACUUGAAGUCCUUGAUCCUGAACAGAACAAAACCUUUAAUGAUCACUAUUUGAAUGUGCCAUUUGACCUUUCGAAGGUUAUUUUUGUGGCUACUGCAAAUAGAAUGCAGCCUAUUCCUCCACCGCUCUUAGAUAGGAUGGAAGUCAUUGAGCUGCCAGGAUAUACACCUGAAGAGAAACUUAGAAUAGCAAUGCGACAUCUAAUUCCACGAGUUCUUGACCAGCAUGGCUUGAGCUUUGAUUUCCUUCAAGUUCCUGAGGCCAUGGUGAAACUUGUCAUUCAAAGGUAUACUAGAGAAGCUGGCGUGCGUAACCUGGAGAGAAACUUGGCUGCCUUAGCUCGUGCCGCAGCUGUCAGAGUCGCCGAACAAGAUCAGGCUGUGCCACUUAGCAAAGAUGUCCAGCGGUUAGCAUCACCAUUGUUGGACGGUAGACUUGCUGACGAGGCUGAAGUGGAAAUGGAAGUAAUUCCAAUCAGUGUUAACAAUCAUGAUAUAUCAAAUGCAUUCAGGGUCACCUCACCUUACAUUGUGGAUGAGACUAUGUUGGAAAAAGUACUUGGACCCCCAAGAUAUGAUGAUAGAGAAGCUGCUGACCGUGUUGCAACUCCUGGUGUAUCUGUCGGACUAGUAUGGACAGCCUUCGGUGGGGAGGUUCAAUUUGUUGAGGCUACUGCAAUGGUGGGAAAAGGUGAUUUGCAUCUCACAGGCCAACUUGGGGAUGUUAUUAAAGAAUCAGCACAAAUCGCACUGACCUGGGUCAGAGCAAGAGCAACGGAACUUAAAUUGGCUACUGUGGAAGAGAGCAAUCUCCUCGAAGGCCGAGAUAUUCACAUACACUUUCCUGCUGGGGCUGUACCGAAGGAUGGGCCCUCAGCUGGUGUCACUCUUGUUACCGCACUGGUUUCACUCUUCAGUCACAGAAGGGUUAGAGCAGACACAGCUAUGACUGGGGAGAUGACUUUGAGGGGUUUAGUGUUACCUGUAGGUGGUAUCAAGGAUAAGGUUUUAGCAGCCCAUCGCUAUGGAAUUAAGAGAGUUAUUCUACCAGAGAGGAACUUAAAGGACUUGGUAGAAGUGCCUUCAGCCGUACUCUCCAGUCUGGAGAUAUUACUUGCAAAGCGGAUGGAGGAUGUGCUGGACCAGGCAUUCGAGGGUGGUUGUCCUUGGAGACAACACUCAAAAUUAUGACCAUCCUUGCAGCUGGACAAGCAUCUAAAGAUCGCCCUGCUUCCUUUUCAGACCACAAAGUUGGAGACUGACAACUGAGUAAUUGUGUAUGGCAGAGUUUCUGCUGAUGAAGUCAAGAUGGGGCAAUUAACAGCUGCUGGAACUAUUGACGGGACAACUUUUGAUUCAUGCUAUUGUAACAUUAACCUUGGAAAUCUUUCCCACUCUUUCUUAAUCUUGACGGUACUAUGUUUGCAAGAGCGUACAGCUUUUUCUUCCUCUUUCAUGUUGAUACAAGUUUUCUGUUAAUAGUCGUCCCGACCCUUCCCUCCUUAACGCUUUAUGAUGUUUGUUCUUUACAAGGUUUUAUACUCAGUUGACGUUGAGGU
Molecule: messenger RNA, 3240 nt
Organism: Sesamum indicum (sesame)
Lineage: Eukaryota; Viridiplantae; Streptophyta; Magnoliopsida; Lamiales; Pedaliaceae
Gene: LON2
Product: lon protease 2
Biological process (GO): protein catabolic process; protein quality control for misfolded or incompletely synthesized proteins
Molecular function (GO): ATP binding; serine-type endopeptidase activity; ATP hydrolysis activity
Source: RefSeq, a predicted model, not a curated record